GGUAAGGAGGUGGUGGAGCGCUGUGUGAGCCGAGGCAGUGAGGCAGUUGAGAUGAGCACAUCAGAGCUGGAGUCAGAACAGAGCGCAGCUGCCCUAACAUGCUUCCCUUGACACUGCACAGCUACCUCUGCGCUCGAAUGAAGGUUUGCAGUCGAAGCUGAGGAUGGCAGGAGAUUCUCGUGUUCACAUGGACCACGACAUGGAGAUAGGAGUGACUCCAAGAGAGCAGGUGAAGAAACUCCCCAAGCACCUGAGGGAAGCACAGAUCCCCACAGAUCGCACCCACCUCAUCUCUGAUCCUGUUAAGAAACCCCGCCAGCGCUACGUACAGAAAGACGGCAAGUGCAAUGUUCAUCACGGAAACGUUCAAGAGACCUAUCGUUAUCUCAGCGACCUCUUUACAACACUGGUCGACUUACGUUGGCGCCUCAGUUUCUUCAUUUUCACCUUGGUCUACGUUGUCAACUGGCUCUUCUUUGGGUUUUUGUGGUGGCUUAUUGCACUAAUACGAGGAGAUCUUCUACACGCAGAUGAAGAGGGCUGGACCCCUUGUGUUGAAAACCUCAACAGCUUUGUCUCUGCUUUUCUCUUUUCCAUCGAAACCGAGACCACCAUUGGCUACGGCUAUCGUGUCAUCACGGAGAAGUGCCCAGAAGGGAUUAUACUUCUACUGGUGCAGGCCAUCUUGGGGUCCAUUGUCAAUGCCAUGAUGGUGGGCUGCAUGUUCGUAAAGAUCUCGCAGCCCAAGAACCGAGCAGAGACGCUGAUGUUCUCCCACAAGGCCGUGAUCUCGGUGAGGGACAGCAAGAUGUGUCUGAUGUUCAGAGUGGGUGACCUGCGGAAUUCGCACAUUGUGGAAGCGUCAAUCCGUGCCAAGCUCAUUCGUUCACAGCAGACGAAGGAGGGCGAGUUCAUACCGCUCAACCAGACGGACAUCAACAUUGGCUUUGACACAGGAGACGAUCGCCUCUUCCUGGUAUCGCCUCUCAUUAUCUCCCACGAGAUCAAUGAGAAGAGUCCUUUCUGGGAGAUGUCUCGGGCACAGAUGGAGAAGGAAGAGUUUGAGAUUGUCGUCAUCUUGGAGGGCAUGGUCGAAGCUACAGGGCUGUUGAGGGAAUAA
Messenger RNA from Sinocyclocheilus grahami, 1120 nucleotides. Its product is annotated as G protein-activated inward rectifier potassium channel 4-like. Bases 164 to 1120 code for a protein of 318 amino acids. Lineage: Eukaryota; Metazoa; Chordata; Actinopteri; Cypriniformes; Cyprinidae. Gene Ontology annotation, molecular function: G-protein activated inward rectifier potassium channel activity. Gene Ontology annotation, biological process: potassium ion import across plasma membrane; regulation of monoatomic ion transmembrane transport. The transcript has 4 exons. The record is from RefSeq and is a predicted model, not a curated record. Gene Ontology annotation, cellular component: plasma membrane.